This is a messenger RNA of Mercurialis annua (annual mercury), 1240 nucleotides long. RefSeq names its product lignin-forming anionic peroxidase-like. Lineage: Eukaryota; Viridiplantae; Streptophyta; Magnoliopsida; Malpighiales; Euphorbiaceae. The record is from RefSeq and is a predicted model, not a curated record. The transcript has 4 exons. Gene Ontology annotation, biological process: hydrogen peroxide catabolic process; response to oxidative stress. Bases 70 to 1056 code for a protein of 328 amino acids. Gene Ontology annotation, molecular function: peroxidase activity; heme binding.
AUUGCUAAAUUAUUAUUGUUGUUGUCAUAUAAAUCACUUUUCUAUAAUACACUUCAAAACAACACUAAAAUGAAAAUGGUUCAUAAUUAUUUGUCUUAUGCUUACAUGAUUUUCACCAUAUUCUUGAUUAUAUUCUCAAGCUUGCAAUGCCAAGCACAGCUUUCGCCGGAAUUCUACGACAAGACGUGUCCUAAUGCGUCCAAUUGUAUUCGGACUGCCAUUAGGGACGCAGUUUCCCGUGACCGGAGAAUAGCAGCAUCUUUGAUGCGCCUUCAUUUUCACGAUUGCUUUGUUCAGGGGUGUGAUGGUUCUAUUUUGUUGGAUGAUACCCCUUCAAUGAGUAGUGAGAAAUUUGCCCGCAAUAAUAACAAUUCACUCAGAGGAUAUGACGUCAUAAACAAUGCCAAGGCACAAGUCGAAAGCAUCUGUCCUGGAGUUGUCUCUUGCGCUGAUAUCCUUACACUAGCAGUUCGCGAUGCAUCUGUUGCCAUGGGUGGACCGUCGUGGACAGUGAAGCUUGGAAGAAGAGACUCGACCUCAGCAAACCGGAGCCUAGCAGAUGCGAUCCUUCCCGGUGCGAGCGCGAGUCUAGAAAGUCUCAUUUCUUUGUUCGGUAGUAAAGGUUUAAGCGCAAGAGAUAUGGUUGCUCUUUCAGGAUCACACACUAUAGGGCAAGCAAGAUGUGUGACUUUCAGUGGGAGGAUUUACAAUAAUGCAAGUACCGAUAUCGAUCCCGGAUUCGCAACCAUUCGAAGACGCCAAUGUCCGCCGCCCGGAAAUGUUGACGGGUCUGGAAAUCUUGUACCACUUGAUUUGGUAACUCCUAAUUCGUUUGAUAACAAUUACUUCAAAAAUCUGCUUCAGAAAAAGGGUCUUCUUCAAUCCGAUCAAGUACUUUUCAACGGCGGAUCCACCGAUAACAUUGUUAGCGAAUAUAGCCGGAAUCCUUCUAUUUUCAUUUCCGAUUUCGCUUCGGCUAUGGUAAAGAUGGCAGAUAUUGAGCCUUUAACAGGUUCUCAAGGACAGAUACGAAGGGUUUGCAAUCUUGUUAAUUAAUUGAUUAGCUAGUUGAUGGAUUUUGAGUCUUAAUGAAGUUGUUAAUAUAUAGGUUUCAUUAUUUUCUCAAAUAAUUGUAGGAUGUGCAUUAAGGGCAAGCUAGAUCUCAACUCUAGUUGCUUUUUUUUUUCUUUCAAUUUUCCAUGUCUGUGAAGUGAAAGAGAAAGAAAUUUUCUUUACAAAA